Messenger RNA from Periconia digitata, 998 nucleotides. The record is from the annotation of a GenBank genome assembly. Lineage: Eukaryota; Fungi; Ascomycota; Dothideomycetes; Pleosporales; Periconiaceae.
UAUAAUGAAGUUACAAAAUAGACCCUGAGAUGACGUAGACGCGUCCUCGCGUCUGAACUCUCGCACGGUCCCCCAAAUUUUUCGGUGAACCCCGCGGUGAACCCCACCAAAACAUUACACAUGGAGCAGUAAUUUUCUCCUCCCUGUUCUCCUCCACCAGCUUUUCGAAAAAAGAUUUCACAGAUCAAUAAAAACUCACCAUGAGUGUAUGCGCCACAUGCAAAAAGCCCCUCGAGGUGGAAAUCGAGCCAGAGGAGGACGAUGUGCAAAUGAGCGGUUCUUCCAGCAAAGCGCCUGCCGCUGCGCCGGAAACAUACCCAGAUGACGUGCAAUUGAGCUGUGGAUGCCACUUUCACUGGGACUGUCUUCUUGAGGCGUAUCAAGUCACCGAGUGCUCGAAUUGCGGAAAAGAUAUCGCUUCAACAUCAUCCGACGGCUCUCAGCAAGUCCUCUGCAACCUAAACAAUGAAGGCGGUCUCCAAGAGAAUCUUGAUAUCCUCCCGCUCCUAACAGAGGAAAGCUACCUCAAAGCCUAUCCCGAAGACCGUAAGAACCGCGCCUUCCUCGAAUUUUGCCGCGAGGGCGACGUCCAAGCGAUAGUAGGCAUGCUACAAGACGACGAAAGCGACGACGACGAAGAUGAGGAUAUGGAGGGAGUUCAAGACGACUCCGGCAAGGAAGUCGGGGUGGAUGCGAUGUUGCGAUAUCAGGACCCUAUUGGCGACAUGCAGUCGGGACUUCACGCGGCAGUACAUGCGCAAAGCAGGGAGGUUGCAUGGCUUCUGUUGCUGCUGGCUAGCAAUAUCCCCUUGUUGGAGAUUCCACCCGAAGUUUUCCAAGAAGCCGAAGCAUUAGGUAUCAUGAGAGGAAUCACAGAGGAUAAAGUGGAUAUUCGGUCAUUGAAAGAUGCCAAUGGCAAAACGGCUGAAGAUAUCGCUAAAGAUGUUGGUGGUGUGUGGGUAACUGGUUGGGUCGGAACCGGCAAGCUGGCCGUGUGA